AACAAACUUGAAGUGGAGGAUUUAUUUUGUUCAUUACGACAAAUGAUGUCGAACUCUCGCGAUACGUGGAGCAGCUGAGCUCCAAGGAGGGAGCAGGGAGACUGGACAUGUCAACAAACCAAUAGUUUUUCAGCCUACAGGUUUGGUUCAAUUUUCUCUUCCUUGAUGAUGAGUUCUUCUCAACAUUUUAUCAAGGCGUGUUAGUGUGUGCUGGUGUGUAAUGGCCUGAAGGAUAACCUCACCUGGAACUACACCCACAUCCCCAUUACAAUCAUCCACCGUCUCCAUGACAACCCCUCCAAUAGUGACGCCUUUUGGCGCGCAGCCCCAGCAGCCGCCACCGCCGCCGCCACAACCUCCGGCUGCACGGGAUGUCAACACGGCCUCAUUGUGCCGCAUCGGUCAGGAGACGGUCCAAGACAUUGUCUUCAGGACCAUGGAGAUCUUCCAGCUCCUCAGGAACAUGCAGCUGCCUAAUGGAGUCACCUACCACCCUAACACCCACCAGGACCGUCUGGCCAAACUCCAGGAGCACCUUCACAUGCUCUCCGUGUUCUUCCGCAAGCUCCGCCUGGUUUACGACAAGUGCAACGACAACUGUGCUGGACUGGACCCUAUACCUCCAGAGCAACUCAUACCCUUCGUGGAAGACGACGGCUCCAAACACGACGACCGCCCCGGUGGACAGAGUCGCUCCGCGGCAGAGGACAGGAGAGAAAUCACGGAGGUCAACAAGAAGCUAAAGCUGAAGAAUCAGCAGCUGAAGCAGAUCAUGGACCAACUCCGCAACCUCAUCUGGGAGAUCAACUCCAUGCUGGCUGUCAGGAGCUGAAGCUGUCUCACACACACACACACACACACACACCACAUCACAUCUCACAGAUUCAUCCAGAUGAAUGGACAGGAUUGUUGGACGCUGUUGUUACUGGACGUGUAACAGGGCAGAACCGUCCGGCUGAGGCUGCACUUUACGGACUUUACAGACGGAGAAGGACACCUGUUUGUAAGUAAAGACGUGGGGGAGACGGGGGAGACAAAUGAGAGGAGAAGCCGUAGGCGAUGGCAGAAACCAUCCUGUCUACCUCCAUCAGGUUCAUCCCAAACUCCUGACUUUCCUUCCUGGUGUUUCAUCUGCUGUUAGGCCUCGGCUCAACAGAGAGAUAUUGAUAUAUUAUUUAAUCCUGAUUCUGUAAGAAAUCACAGGAGGAGACGAAUCUGAAGAUCGGUCUAAAAAGUUUUAUUCUAUUGAUCAGAGGAGUCUUUAUUUGAUGAUUGGUGUUCCUCUCUGACUGCAUUUGACAAGUCAAAUAAAGUCAGGUCUGCAGAGAUCUGCUGAGCUGCACCGUC
Molecule: messenger RNA, 1347 nt
Organism: Cynoglossus semilaevis (tongue sole)
Lineage: Eukaryota; Metazoa; Chordata; Actinopteri; Pleuronectiformes; Cynoglossidae
Gene: med30
Product: mediator complex subunit 30
Exons: 5
Coding region: 287-832 (181 amino acids)
Biological process (GO): positive regulation of DNA-templated transcription
Cellular component (GO): mediator complex
Molecular function (GO): transcription coregulator activity
Source: RefSeq, a predicted model, not a curated record